This is a messenger RNA of Cryptococcus deneoformans JEC21, 2312 nucleotides long. RefSeq lists its product as hypothetical. Lineage: Eukaryota; Fungi; Basidiomycota; Tremellomycetes; Tremellales; Cryptococcaceae. The record is from RefSeq and is a predicted model, not a curated record. The coding region runs from base 771 to 1961 and encodes 396 amino acids. The transcript has 3 exons.
CAAGCCAAACAAUUCCGUUUCAAUUGUCGCCUAUUGGAGAACACGGUUUGCUUUUUGCACCAUUAUCACCACGGCAAUACCUUUCAAAUCUCAACGUGCAGAGAAGUCGUUCCUCAGCAUCCACAAAGAAAGCAGGUACUUUCCACGUACGCUCAACGAAAAUCCAAGGGCCAGAAAGACAGUCCAAACAGUACCAGUGUUCGUUCACACACGCACACGUACAGACAGACACACGCGCGCACGCGCAUCUGUAACCUGCGAGCCCAUUGCCACCACCCACCACUGGUAUCACUACCGUGUAUCCAUUACGUUGCGAUUGUAAUAGAUUUUUUGCUUUCUUGACUCCGCAUAUAUAACGCAUAUCUGGCGCAGAGCCAGGGCGAUCGAUCUCUACCCAAAACGCGGACAUCGUUCCUUCAAACGGAUCAUUAGUCUGUCUAAGACAGAAGACGAAAGUUUAGGAGUAGAAAUCGACACUUAAAGAAGAUUGUAAGAGGUCACAGCGCGGCAGACGUGCAAUCCGCAGGUCCUGUGCAUCCGAACCAAAUAGGAUCCAUAAUCCACACACGACGACGCGUCGCCUCGGGCUGCUUGUCAUUGCUUGGCCGUGAUUCAUCACCGAUAAAACGGCCGUGGCGUCGUAGCCUCUGUAUAACCAUCAGUCUAUCAUUACUUUCCUCUCGCGCAGUAUACAUCAAUCAAUAGUCGCUUUUUGUUCUUGAACUCCCGACGUCCGCGUAACACUACCUGCCGACACGAUUUACACCGCCAUGACUUCUUUUUCAGAUACCUCGUCCGCAUCUCCUCUGCCCGUCACACCCUCAUCGAGUCGACGCGCGCCAUCUCCUGUGGUGGCCGCGUCUUCUCUCGCCACUCACGAUCUUUCUACUCCUGUAUCAUCCGGUCCUUAUAUCACCCCGCCUCCAUCGCUUCGACUGUACUCUUCUGCCCUCAAGGAAAAAAUGGCUGCUGGUAUGACUGCAGCAAUGCGCGAGCUGAAGGGUGAUCGAGACGGACGAGAGCGCAAAUACGACGUAGAAUAUGGGUACGAUGAAGAUCCUAUCGAACGCCACGUGAAACUAUUCCUCACUCCUCGAACUGCCAUUCGUCCUGACCGUCCUCGGCCAUCGUUAUCCCAUCUGUCAACUAGCGCAAGCAUCAGACCUGUAUCAGCACCUCCAGCAGUCAAGAGUGCAAAACUCCGUGUGACGGAUGAUGGAUAUGGCGUCAAUAUGACAGUGGAUGAUUCACAACGGAUCGAGCUUGCAGUGUCAGACGAAAGCGAUACCGAGAUGUUAGCAGCGUCUCCAUCUACUGUCGGACAGUCGCCAGUGUUGACGCGCGAGCGAGACUCGUUUGUGCCAGGAUUAAUCAAAUUUCACCGUGCCUAUCCCAGUUCCAGCAGUUUAAUGCCUCCUCGACCUGAUGCCUGGCGGACAGACAGCACAGGUUCUACCGCGAGUAGCAUUGCUAGUGAAGCCAGCUUUGAAGCUAUUAAAGCGGAGGACAUGGUUAGCCUGUAUGGUGGAGGAGGCGGCGUGAAACGGGCUGAGGGUCCUUUUCACGAAGAGACAUAUUGGGGAGAUGAAUCAGAAUGGGGUUUCAACCGGGCAUCUAUGCUUUCAACUUCGACCAAUGAAACCGUUCGACCCGCUAAAACUCCCAAACGAACACCCACCUCCACCGUCCACACGUCAUCUCCUACAGCUACUCUUGCCUGUUCGUUAUUGCCACGUGCCACGCUCUCGCCUGCUCCACAUCAGCAACCGCCUCCGCGCCGGCCAGGGUGCUCACAGCAGAUGAGUGCGGCGAGCGAUGAUGGAAGAAGCAUUGAUGGCUUAGGUGAUCUUAGCAUGGAAAACGACCCUGUAUGGCUAAAAGAGAGGACGCUCAGUGAAAAGAUGGUGCUUCAAGCAGGGUUAAGAAGUCAACGGCAGAGAGUAGAAGUUAGAAGAAGAUAAUGAGAUGCUAAAUAGGUGAUUGAGGGAUAAGCAGGGAGUUUGGGUCGCUAUAUUUGGCUUUUUGGUCUGUUGUGGCAUUCAUUAUUUAUGUUGUAAGCAUGCUGGCAUGCUGUAGCGUAUACUCUGAAUAAUUAUCCUAUAUAUUAUGAAGAGAAAAAGAAAGCACGUCUGAUGCUGUUUAUGCGUAUUACGUACACCUUAGUGAUGACAUACGCUUACUAUGAUAGCAGAGCCAUUGUUGUUGGUCAGGUCGUCAUUCGUGAAACGAAGAUAAAGGAAAGAUGACAAACUACAUAACGGAUUGACCUGUUAUGCCUGUGUUCGUUAUGCGUAAUUUGUCGUCUGUUUACC